UGGUCCAAUCAGCUUCGUCGCAGAAAGUGCCGGGGUAAACGCAUGUUGAACCACACGAACUGCAAAACAAAACUGGAUUAGCGAUAAAUUAGUAAAACCAGACGCCACCGGGUGCGGAAUAAGGGCGGGCCCGUGUUUGUAUCCGUCCUAGACAUCAGUAGAGUGAUGGACGCUGAGGGCUUUGGGGAGCUGCUGCAGCAGGCAGAGCAGCUCGCGGCCGAGACAGAGGCCGUGUCCGAGCUGCCUCAUGUUGAGAGGAACCUGCAGGAGAUCCAGCAGGCCGGAGAGCGGCUGCGAUCCCGCACGCUGACCCGGACCUCGCAAGACGCCGCCGAUGUCAAAGCGUCCAUCCUGCUGGGCUCCAGAGGUUUGGACAUCUUCCAUAUUUCUCAGAGGUUGGAGAGUCUGAGUGCUGCCACCACCUUCGAGCCGCUGGAGCCGGUCAAAGACACUGACAUACAGGGCUUCUUGAAGAACGAGAGAGACAACGCCCUCCUGUCAGCCAUCGAGGAGUCACGCCGCAGGACGUUCCUAUUGGCUGAGGAGUACCACCGAGAGUCCAUGCUGGUCCAAUGGGAGCAGGUGAAGCAGCGAGUGUUGCACACACUGCUCGGGGCAGGAGAGGACGCGCUGGACUUCAGUCAGGAUGUGGAGCCCAGCUUUGUGAGCGAGGUGGCGGCUCCAGGACGGAGCGCCCUGGACAGCGUGGAGGUGGCCUACGGGCGGCAGAUCUACAUCUUCAAUGAGAAGAUAGUGAACGGUCACAUCCAGCCAAACCUGGGCGACCUGUGCGCUUCUGUAGCAGAGAGCCUGGAUGACAAGAACGUGUCGGACAUGUGGCUGAUGGUGAAGCAGAUGACCGACGUGCUGCUGGUCCCCGCCAAAGACACGCUGAAGAGCCGCACCGCCGUCGACAUGCAGAUGGCUUUCGUACGCCAGGCGCUCGCCUUCCUCGAGAACAGCUAUAAGAACUACACCAUGGUGACGGUGUUCGGGAACCUCCAUCAGGCGCAGCUCGGCGGCGUUCCUGGAACAUACCAGCUGGUCCGCAGCUUCCUCAACAUCAAACUGCCAGGGCCGCUGCCUGGCAUGCAGGAUGGAGAGAUCGAGGGCCACCCGGUGUGGGCUGUGAUCUACUACUGUCUGCGCUGCGGCGAUCUGAGCGCAGCCAUGCAGGUUGUGAACAGAGUGCAGCACCAGCUGGGCGACUUCAAGACCUGGUUCCAGGAGUACAUGAACAGCCCCGACCGGCGCCUCUCUCCGACCUCAGAGAACAAGCUGCGUCUGCAUUACCGCCGCGUGCUGAGGAACAGCGCCGACCCCUACAAGAGAGCCGUCUACUGCCUGAUCGGCAAGUGUGACGUCAGCGACAACCACGGCGAGGUGGCCGACAAGACCGAGGACUACCUCUGGCUUAAGUUGAACCAGGUGUGUUUUGAUGACGACGGCAGCAGCUCUCCCCAGGACAGACUGACCCUGCCGCAGCUCCAGAAGCAGCUGCUGGAGGACUACGGGGAGUCUCACUUCUCGGCGAGCCAGCAGCCCUUCCUGUAUUUCCAGGUCCUGUUCCUAACGGCCCAGUUCGAGGCGGCGGUGGCGUUCCUGUUUCGGGUGGAGCGCCUGCGGAGCCACGCCGUGCACGUGGCGCUGGUCCUGUACGAGCUGCGGCUGCUGCUCAAGUCGUCCGGACAGAGCGCCCAGCUCCUGAGCCAGGAGCCCGGCGACCCCCCCAUGGUGCGCCGCCUCAACUUCAUCCGCCUGCUCAUGCUUUACACCCGCAAGUUUGAGUCCACUGACCCGCGAGAGGCCCUGCAGUACUUCUACUUCCUGCGUAACGAGAAGGACAGUCAGGGGGAGAACAUGUUCAUGCGCUGCGUCAGCGAACUCGUCAUCGAGAGCCGGGAGUUUGACAUGCUGCUGGGCCGGCUGGAGAAGGACGGCAGCAGGAAGCCCGGAGUCAUCGACAAGUUUGCCGGCGACACGCGAGCCAUCAUCAGCAAAGUGGCUCUGGAGGCCGAGAACAAAGGCCUGUUUGAGGAGGCGGUGAAACUCUACGAGCUCGCCAAGAACCCAGAUAAAGUUCUGGAGUUGAUGAACAGGUUGUUGAGUCCGGUCCUCGCCCAGGUCAGCGCUCCGCAGUCCAACAAGGAGAGGCUAAAAAACACCGCUGUGGCCAUAGCUGAGAGGUAUCGCUCUCAGGGAAUCACAGGGGAGAAGUCGGUGGACAGCACCUUCUACCUGCUGCUCGACCUCAUGACCUUCUUCGACGAGUAUCACGCAGGGCACAUCGACCGAGCCUACGACGUGAUGGACCAUUUGAAGCUUCUUCCCCUCAGUCAGGACAGUGUGGAGGAGAGAGUGGCUGCCUUCAGGAACUUCAGUGACGAGGUGCGUCACAACCUGUCGGAGGUGCUGCUGGCCACCAUGAACAUCCUGUUCACGCAGUACAAGCGCCUGAAGGGGGCGCCGGCCGGCACGCCGGGGCGGCCGCAGAGGACCAUCGAGGACAGAGACACGCAACUGCGCAGCCAGGCCCGGGCGCUCAUCACCUUCGCCGGGAUGAUUCCCUACAGGAUGGCAGGAGACACCAACGCAAGACUGGUGCAGAUGGAAGUACUGAUGAACUGACAGCACACACACACACACACACACACACACACACACCUUCAUCACCAGUCUGCACUUGUUGGUCGUCAAUCUGUCCGUAUCUGUUCUGUUUUUCCAUUUUGUUUGUUCCAUUUUUUGUAUUUUUCAUGGUUUGGAAUAAAAGUUAAGUUUGAUUUUCA
Messenger RNA from Myripristis murdjan (pinecone soldierfish), 2786 nucleotides. RefSeq names its product nucleoporin 93 (gene nup93). The record is from RefSeq and is a predicted model, not a curated record. The transcript has 22 exons. Gene Ontology annotation, molecular function: structural constituent of nuclear pore. Gene Ontology annotation, cellular component: nuclear pore. The coding region runs from base 166 to 2628 and encodes 820 amino acids. Gene Ontology annotation, biological process: protein import into nucleus; poly(A)+ mRNA export from nucleus. NCBI's taxonomy places the organism in Eukaryota, Metazoa, Chordata, Actinopteri, Holocentriformes, Holocentridae.